This is a messenger RNA of Salmo salar (Atlantic salmon), 3052 nucleotides long. Its product is annotated as tetratricopeptide repeat protein 7A. Gene Ontology annotation, molecular function: protein binding. Gene Ontology annotation, cellular component: plasma membrane. NCBI's taxonomy places the organism in Eukaryota, Metazoa, Chordata, Actinopteri, Salmoniformes, Salmonidae. The record is from RefSeq and is a predicted model, not a curated record. Gene Ontology annotation, biological process: phosphatidylinositol phosphate biosynthetic process; protein localization to plasma membrane.
UGCUCAUAGAUGGCAUUACACUUUAUUCCUUAUGUGUUUGUCAGUCCGCAGUUACUCCCCGGGUAUCAGGGGAGUACGGUCACCGAGACAGAUCGGGAUCUAGAGCGGGCAUGGCAUCCAACAGGGUCUCUUUCUCACAAUACCGCCUGGAAGCGGAGAUCGACCGCCACAGAGCAGAGUGCCAGUGGGACAAGAUACCCACUAUCGUAGAGCAACUCGUGGCCGCCCGAUUUCACGAAGACGAUGACUACGGGACACUGUUAUUGGCAGAGGCCCUGCUGGAGGAGUGUCUACAGGACAACCUGAGUCUGUUACGCAAUGCUACACCUUUGACGGACAUCAACCAGCCCAAACUGUCCCGGUCAAAGGGCUACCUCAACUCCAUCCUGAGCAGGGGGCUCCUGGGGCCCAGGCACCUGAACGAGGCUCUUCUCCUGAUGGCCAAAAUACACUAUGUCCAGGGCGAUUACCGUGACGCCCAGGGCAUGUGUGCAAGGGUGGGCAUAGAUGAGCUGACGGGGGACGAGCAGCCCGUCUACCACCUGCGUCUGCUCGCAGAGGCCUUUGUCAUCAAAGGGCUGUCCCUGGACCACCAGGCAGUGUCAGCUGCCUCCCGUGUCCGUCUGUCUGAGCGAGAGGAGGAAUGUCUGUCCUGUUACCUGAGGGCCUGUGACACAGCUCUCGUUUACCUGCAAGAGCUCGAUAAGAUGGUGGUCACCCAUAGUUCUAAAGUAGGUAAGGCCAGUUUGGCCCAUCCACCACUGGACAUCGACCUGGGCUUCUUCCAGCAGGCGGCGCUACAGAGUGCGUACCUGUGUCUGCUCCAUAGGGGUCACCUGGCCCAGGGAGCCCACCAGCUGCGCAGGGUCCUCGGGGUGGUGGAGUCUCGAGGCUCCCAGAGCUUCAGGAAGGCUGCAGCGCGGAAGCUGGCUGAGGUGUUGCUGAGCUCGGUGAGUGAGGACAGCUACUGGGCCCCCAUGUCCCUCCCACCCUCCGCCUGGCUGCAGAGAGAAGGGAACGCCGGCACGAAGGAGGCCGUCUACCCCUCCUCCAAACCACCUCAGCGCUACAGUACUGACAGUGUCUUCUGUCCCCAGGACGUGGUCGAGGAGGCAGUCCUCCUGCUGCUCAUCACAGAAUCCAUGGCCAGCGGAGACGCAGUCAUCAGCCGAGUGCCCGACCAUAAGGAGGCGCAGGAGACCAGUCUGCAGGACGCCACCUCUGUCUACGACCUGCUGAGCAUCGGCAUGGCCAGGAGGGGGCAGUAUGCCAUGCUGUCUGAGUGCCUGGAGCGGGCCAUGAAGUUCUCGUUUAAUGAGUUCCACCUCUGGCACCAGUUGGGCUUGUCACUCAUGUCGUGUGGGAAGGGUGUGGGCGCAGUGUCUGUGCUCAAGGAGUGUGCCAGGAUGAGACCCGAGGACCCCUCAUUGCCCAUGUUGGCUGCCAAAGUCUGCAUCGGCCAGCUGCACUGGCUGGAGGAGGCAGAGGCCCUGUCUCAGAGUGUGGUGUCCAUGGGAGAGGAGGCUGCAGAGUUUCUGCCCCGUGCGUACCUGACUGUGGGGCUGUGCUGCAGUCUGCAGGCCUCUGACGCCACUCUGAAAGCUCAGCGGGAUGGGUUUAACAGACGAGCGCUGGAAAAUCUGCAAAAAGCCUAUGCACUGGACCCCAAUGAUGCUAAGAUCGCCCUCUACCUGUCGCUCCAGCUGGCUCUUGUACGGCAGGUGGCAGCUGCCAUGGAUCCCCUGCGGGUGGCUCUGUCUCUGCGUCGGGACGACCUGCACUCUCUCCACCUGCUGACCCUGCUGCUCAGCGCCCAGAAACACCACCAACACGCCCUCGAAACCCUCACACUAGCCCUCAGUCAACACCCCGAGAACUUCAACCUGCUGUUCACUAAGGUGAAGCUGGAGGAGGCUCUGUAUGGGCCAGGUAUAGCACUCCAGACCUGCCAAGACAUGCUGCAUCUAUGGCAGAGGCGCUAUGACUUCACACGCACCAGUGAGUGGGAUGACAGCAGCAGUAUCCACCCACCAGAGCCACUUCCACUCAGCCACAAACCCAGCGGUCUCCACCUCACCCUGCCAGACUUUCAGGACCCUGAGACUGCUCUGUCUGGGUCAGGUUCUCAGAGUGGUCCGUCCCUCGCUGCGUCUCGUCUGGAGCAGGCCACUUCAGAGGUGUCAGCCAUCAGCUCCGCCCACAGACAGGGUCCCGCCUACAUCUGGACCACCCUGGAGCACAUCUGGCUGCAAGCAGGAGAGUUGUUCAUGGCAGAGGGGCGUGCGAAGGAGGCCCAGUUCUGUGUCCAUGAGGCAGCGGUGCUCUUUCCCAACUCCCAUUCUGUGUUGCUGCUGAGGGCCCGGCUGGCCGAGCUCAAAGGGAACCAGGACGAGGCCAAGAGCUUCUAUGACGAAGCCCUGGCCAUCCACCCCAACGGACACCGCAUACUGCUGCACCUGGGACAGUUGUUGGUGCGGUGUGGGCGUCUGGGUCUGGGGGAGAAGGUGCUGCGGGACGCGGUGCAGGCCCAGAGCACGUCUCACGAGGCAUGGAGCGGCCUGGGGGAGGCCCUGCAGUCACAGGGCAGCAGCCAGGCUCCAGACUGCUUCCUCACAGCCCUGGAGCUGGAGGCCUCCUGCCCCAUCAGGCCCUUCACCAUCAUACCCCGCGAGCUGUGAGGAGCAGACAGAGGCUACUACUGUAUGACGUGUUUAUGAAUACACACGUAUGCACAGGCACACAUAACGUAUGAUCAUUUAAAUGUACACAUUUCUGCAAUAUAUCUUCUCUUGCCCUUUCUCACUCUUUUUUUGCUCUCUCGCUUCUCUCUUGCCCCUCUCCCCCCUUCUCUGCUCUCCUCAUAUCUACAGUGAGCUCCAAAAGUAUUGGUACAGUGACAUAUUUUGUUGUUUUGGCACUGUACUCCUGCACUUUGGAUAUAAAAUGAAAUGACCAUGAGGUUAAAGUGCAGACUAUAAACUUUAAUUUGAGGGUAUGUUCGUCCAUAUCGGGUGAACCGUUUUAGAAAUUACAGAACUUUCUGUACAUAGUC